AUGGCGAUUCAUUACGUCGAACAGAAUAGCAGCGAGUCUAUUGCCUGUCAUAGUGCCCCGGAGCCUGAUAUCCCAUUCUAUGAACAUACGGCUUCGGAAUCUAGUGCCCCUGGAUGUAGUAGCUCGGAGCCUAGUACCCCAGAACAUACUGCUGCCAAGUCAGCCGAGCCAGUCAAGCCAUCUAAGUUAUUCAAGCCAUUUGCGCCAGUCGAGCGAGAUGAGCUAGUCGAGCCAUUGGAGCUAGACACAGACCAGCCAGUCGAGCCCGACCAAAAGAAGCCGGUAUACCGCCCUCGUGAGGACCGAUUGAAUCAAAAGGCAACCAAAGGAAAUGCACAGGGCCUCUUUCUUCCGGAUUGUUGUGUUUUUGUGGGAAACCUCUCCGUUAAGGUUUCUCCUGAAAAGUUGGAAGAAGAUCUUACAGAAAUGAUCUCUGCAUUUGGUCGGUGUCAUGUUAAGAUCAAAUUGUCGCAGGGUUUGAAGAAACUACCUGUUGGAUUUGUACAGUUUGAGGACACCAAAGCAGCAAAUUCAGCAUUGAAACAAAAUGGAAACCUGAUGCUCCAUAAUCGGGUGUUGAGAUUGGAAUCCUCCAAGGCAAGACGAACUGCCAACUUCGGUUAUCUCUCUGAUGCUCCCAUCAAAAAAUCUGAAGUCAUCGAUGCCCUGAAGGGUCGUGGUAGUCUCGAGACCAUUUCUAUUGAACACUUCGUCACCCCAGAAGGUGUCAAUUCUACUUUCGGCCUUGUCACUUUCGCAUAUCCCGACGAUUACGCAGAUGCCCUCCAGCAUUUUCAAAACAACUCCGAGUACUACAUGACCAGAUCCAACAUGGACCCCAACAACGACAGUCAGCUUCCCCAGGAUUACUCUCCUGCAGGACACGGACCAUCUAACCAACCUCCCCCAAAUCGUGGCAAUCAGCAGCGAUACAACAAUGGCCGCAGAUCUUACCACCGUCCAUGGUACAGCGGUAGCAACAACAACAGAGGCGGAUUCCGAAAUGCUCCUGGUCCUGCCCCCAGACAUCAAAACACACCAUUUGCAAAUCAUGGUCACAGCCAAAGCUUCAGUGGUCAAGGUCAUUCGCCUCACGGCUCUUUCCCUCAGAACUACCCCGGUGGCAACGGUUUCCCUCAGAACUCCAACCAGGGCUAUCCCAACCCCAACUUCAAUCAAAACUUCCCUGGCAACUUCCACCCGAACUAUCAGGGCAACAACUUCCCUAACUACCCAAAUCAGGGCUUUGUAGCUGCGGGUCCCUUCCCCAAUCCCCCUGUUGUGUUCAACCAGAUGCAAAUGCCUGAAGGCCCACCCCCGCCAUAUCAUGCUGAGUACACUGCCAUGCCAGCCCCAGGUUUCCCUGUGUUCUUAGGCAAUCAACCAUACCAGCCUGCCAAUACUCUUCCUCCAAUCGUCACCCAGCCUCAGCCUGUUGCUGGUCCUGUUCCUCCUCCAUUUGACACCGAACAUCACCGACAACUCUACUACGAGCCUAUCCCAGCUGAGGAGCUCGCAAAUAUGCAGGCAAACUGGGUCGGUCACCCGGGUGCUUGUUACGUGCAGCCUGACUACAACCAGCCCUACCCGCCCACCGCAUAUCCUCACAGUCGCCAAUCUAGCAUGGAGAGCCAGCAGAAUACCAACUCGCCGCCCAGGGUCAAUGAGUCCGAGUCAACCUUGACACAGACUAAAGUCCAGACCCCUGAGAUUGAGAGAGGUCGUCCGCUAGUUCGGCCGCACCACCCCAACACCGAUGGAAGUUGUGACAUGACUCCAGUGCCUGCUCCUGCUGAGACACAGAGUGACCCCAUCCCAAUGCAAGGUCUGGAGGGUUCCUCAGGAAGAACUAACGUGGAACAUGCGAGCAAGUCCACUGAGGCUCAGGCUGAGCCCGCGGCACCUGUGACUAUCGAGUCCGAGAACAAACCCACCGAGCCUGAAACUGAGCUCAACCCGCCUCAGACCGACUCCACCUGUGCUGCAACUCGUGAUCAAGAGAAAGAAGAGGUGGUGGAUGAAACCAAGCCACCUUAUGAAAUCGACACCAAGGAUGAAGAAAGCGGCGGGUCCUCCUCUGAGGCCGGCCCCAAGACACCAGACUCCGAUGAGUCUCAGGAAAGCGCCAAACCUCAGACCCCGGCCAAAGCUACCUCACUGAAAUCAGCUGAUACCAAACCCGAUACCGUCGAGACCCUCAAGCCAGUCCAUAAGGGAACUCCAGACAAAGGCAAGUCCCGAGAAGUGGUCACACCCACUCCAACCAAGAGCAGCAAAAGACUCGAGCCCGCUGUGCCAGACAACAAACAUCUCCUGGCCCGCCAUGCUUUCCAGCAUCGCAAACCCCUCAAGAAAAAGUACCAACCCAAGACCGACACCGGCAAAACAGUUGAGCAGUACACCCGUGAGAUCAAUGCGCACCGCGCCUCGGUUGACCCUGACUCACGUGUCCCUGAACAUCUCUUGCAAGAGGUGAUCCAAGAGCUCGAGAUCGAGCGCAGAGAUAAUAUUCGGAAGAGCCAGGGUCUCGGCCCCAGUGAUAAGAGCAGUGUUGACAGUGGUACUUCUUCCAAGAAGUAG
Messenger RNA from Penicillium mononematosum, 2580 nucleotides. RefSeq lists its product as uncharacterized. NCBI's taxonomy places the organism in Eukaryota, Fungi, Ascomycota, Eurotiomycetes, Eurotiales, Aspergillaceae. The record is from RefSeq and is a predicted model, not a curated record. Bases 1 to 2580 code for a protein of 859 amino acids. Gene Ontology annotation, molecular function: RNA binding. The transcript has 6 exons.